AUGCGCACAGCCUCCGCACAUGCCCACUGGCGACGUGAGGCUGCUGCCCUCACUCUGUGCCUCUCUCGGGCUCCUGUCCCUGGCCCGCAGCGAGCCGGGCAGGAGCGGGCUGGAGCAGCGAGCACCCGGCAGCUCACCAGAGUCCGGCCAGAUGGUGCCUGUGUAUUGAUGUCCAUGAUUUCCCCUGAAGAUUACCCAGAAUUUGAAGGCAUCUAUACAAAACAAUGUCAUAUUAAUGGAAAUGGAGAUGUACUGAACUGCAAAAUUUUUGCUGAGACAAAUUACAACUCAUACCACCUACUGAGCUGAGCCAAUGAAGCAGUGGCAAUAUACAGUACUUUCCUUGGUGGGAGAUCUGGGUUCAUGUUUAUAUCAUAAUCAUGAGGAAACAGGAUUGGACUUUAACAACAACAGCAACUCCAGCCCAUCUCAAUGGCUUCUUCUCGUUUCCCCAAAAAGAUAGUUAUUACCAUCUAAGAUGGUCAAACACAGGGGAUUUUUCCUUCUAAAGACUGUCUCCAGCUAAGUGGAAAAGGAACAGGGGAUGUUCUUAAAAUUAAAGCCUUACUUAAUACUUUA
This is a messenger RNA of Chelonia mydas (Green sea turtle), 579 nucleotides long. RefSeq lists its product as uncharacterized. Lineage: Eukaryota; Metazoa; Chordata; Testudines; Cheloniidae. The transcript has 5 exons. Bases 1 to 309 code for a protein of 102 amino acids. The record is from RefSeq and is a predicted model, not a curated record.